This is a messenger RNA of Oncorhynchus nerka (sockeye salmon), 1593 nucleotides long. RefSeq names its product interferon-induced protein 44-like. The record is from RefSeq and is a predicted model, not a curated record. The transcript has 8 exons. Gene Ontology annotation, biological process: immune response. The coding region runs from base 439 to 1431 and encodes 330 amino acids. Lineage: Eukaryota; Metazoa; Chordata; Actinopteri; Salmoniformes; Salmonidae.
AAUACUUUCUGAAUGCACUGUACAGAGAGGACUGUGAAUGACAUACAGUGUGUGUGUACAAUAGCAUGUCCAUUGGCAAAAUAUGUGGAUUCAGCAUAACACUCCUGCUGAACCCACAACAGUUAUAGAUUGUGCUCCCAACAGCCGCAUCCCUUUUCCUGCUAGUCCAAGACAGACCUUUAUAAAAUUAUGAUAGACUUAUUGUAAUUAUUAAAACUCUAAGUUCAAGUUGAGUUAACUGAGGUUUGUUUUUACUCUAGGCUGAACACAGCUCUACUGGAAAGACCAGUAGAAAUGGGAUUUCAAAUUUUCACUUUCGUUUCCACACAACAGACACGCCCACAAGUCUACUGAGAAACAGAUACACAAUACUAUCAGGUCAAACUGAUCCAUAGGCUCAGCUGGUUGUGGAUACAAUCUCCAAGCAAUCUUGCUAGCAUGUCCUUCAACUUCGGGCCAGGACCUGGAAGUUGUCCUCAUUUUUCUACACCAGUUUUGCAUGCGGCAGAACAGUGGAAAAGUAAGAUGGAGUCCCCAUGGAGGGAGGUGGCAUGGACUGAGGAUCGCAGGGAGACCCUGAUGGAGUCUAUCAGUUCCUAUAAGCCUGUUUGUGAGGCUUUGUCUGAGGCUCGGGUUCUGCUGCUGGGUCCUGUCGGAGCUGGCAAGUCCAGCUUCAUCAGCUCUGUUCAGUCAGUCUUCACAGGAAGAUUCACUAACCGGGCCAUGGUUGGCUCUUCCUCUGCCAGCUUCACCAAAAAGGUAGAGCUCCUGUUGUUCAACAUCCGUGGGCGGAGUCCAGAGCAGCCUACUGCGCUGGUCCUGUGUGAUGUCAUGGGUCUGGGAGAUGGGGAGACCACUGGACUAACCCUCCAUGACACUCUGGCUAUCAUCAAAGGCCAUGCACCCGAGGGACACAAGGUACGCGAGGGAGAACGGACACAGGUGCCACCGUUGUGUGUAAGAAAGAAUUUCAGUCCUGAGCAGCCUGUGAGAUCAGAGACUGUGGGGUAUGUAAAGAAGCCGUCCCUUAAAGACAAGGUCCACUGUGUCGUCUUUGUGGUGGAUGCUUCUAAAGUGUCCAGCUACACCAAAGGUCUGGGCACCACCUUCCAACAGCUCCGAGAACACAUCAGUGACCUGGGUGUGCAUCAAGUGGCACUGCUGACACACGUGGACCAGGUGUGUCAGGAAACUGCCCGUGACAUCACCCAGGUGUACAACAGUCGGAUCGUUCAGCAGACGAUGACCAACGCUGGGGCUCUGCUUGGCAUGUCCACCUCCUACAUCGUCCCGGUGAAGAACUACUCAUCUGAGCUGGAUGUUGAUGAGAACACAGACAUCCUUCUGCUCAGUGCUGUGGACCACAUCCUGCAAUACGUGGAUCUGCAUUUCCAGGACUGUGCAGCAACAUACCCUAAAUUGUCUCUUUAAAAAGGCUGUGAAAUGCUAUUUAAAAAUGCAUUACAUAUGUUUAUCAUGUUUUAUGACUUGCUUGCACUAUUGUUAACUUUUUAAUUUGAUUUGAUUUAAUUUGUCCUUUACAGAAGUCUUGCUUUGACUAAGACAAAUAAGUAAAAGCCAUUUUGAACGGUG